AGACUCAGAGCAGCAGAUCGCCUCACAGAAGCAGAGAAACGACACUCUUUCUCACUGAUCUCUCCACGUCCCCUAUCCUCCACCCCUUCCUCUCCAGAGCCAAACUCCUUCCUUUCUCUGACUGGCACACAGCUCUUGGCCUUCGUCCUUAUCUUCUUCACCAUCAUCCUUCUCAGUGGAAGAAGACAGGAAGCCCCUUGACCCUCACCCUGCCAGGUCGCCAUGGCAACGGUUAUCUGCACUCGCUUCACUGAGGAGUAUCAACUGUACGAGGAGCUGGGAAAGGGAGCCUUUUCAGUGGUGCGCCGUUGCGUGAAGGUUGUGACGGGUCAGGAAUACGCCGCCAAGAUCAUCAACACCAAGAAGUUGUCUGCCAGAGAUCAUCAGAAGUUGGACCGGGAGGCCCGAAUCUGUCGACUUCUGAAACACCCAAACAUUGUUCGUCUUCAUGACAGCAUUUCAGAGGAGGCCCAUCAUUAUCUGAUCUUUGACCUGGUCACAGGUGGAGAACUGUUUGAAGACAUUGUCGCGAGGGAAUACUACAGUGAAGCUGAUGCCAGCCACUGCAUUCAACAGAUUUUGGAGGCGGUGCUUCACUGUCAUCAGAUGGGCGUGGUUCACCGAGACUUGAAGCCAGAGAAUCUGCUGUUGGCGUCAAAAUCAAAAGGAGCGGCGGUGAAGCUGGCUGACUUCGGCCUCGCCAUUGAAGUGGAGGGGGACCAACAGGCCUGGUUUGGCUUUGCGGGGACUCCUGGUUACUUGUCUCCGGAGGUCCUGAGAAAAGAUCCCUAUGGAAAGGCGGUUGACCUCUGGGCCUGCGGUGUGAUUCUCUACAUCCUAUUGGUCGGCUAUCCUCCAUUCUGGGAUGAAGAUCAGCAUCGUCUUUACCAGCAGAUCAAAGCUGGAGCCUACGAUUUUCCUUCCCCCGAGUGGGACACGGUCACCCCUGAAGCCAAGGACCUCAUCAAUAAGAUGCUGACCAUCAAUCCGGCCAAAAGGAUCACAGCAGCCGAGGCACUCAAGCACCCCUGGAUCUCUCACCGCUCCACAGUUGCAUCCUGUAUGCACAGACAAGAAACAGUUGAAUGCCUGAAAAAGUUCAACGCCAGGAGGAAGCUGAAGGGGGCCAUCUUGACCACCAUGCUGGCAACCAGAAAUUUCUCUGGGGGAAAAAGUGGAAGCAACAAGAAGGCUGAUGGAGUGAAGGAGUCUUCUGAGAGCACCAACACUACAAUUGAAGAUGAAGACACUAGAGUGAAAAAGCAGGACAUCAUCAAAGUGACUGAGCAGCUCAUUGAGGCCAUCAGCAACGGAGACUUUGAGAGCUAUACUAAAAUGUGUGACCCAGCAGUGACUGCGUUUGAGCCGGAAGCGUUGGGGAAUCUUGUUGAAGGCCUGGACUUCCACCGCUUUUACUUUGAAAACUUGUGGUCAAAGAACAGCAAGCCAGUGCACACCACCAUUCUGAACCCCCACAUCCAUCUGGUGGGCGACGAGGCCGCCUGCAUUGCCUACAUCAGGGUGACGCAGUAUAUCGACAACAAUGGCACGCCUCGCACCGCCCAGUCAGAGGAGACCAGGGUGUGGCAUCGCCGGGAUGGCAAGUGGCAGAUUGUCCACUUCCAUCGCUCUGGCUCCGCCUCCACACUCAACAACUAACUCCAGUCCAAAGUGGGCGGGUCUUUGAUGGGCCGCCGUUGCUUUGGCAACAGGCCAGACAUCUGAUACCAACAGUUAAGGAUUUUGUUUGAGCAGUUGGAGGAGGAGAUUACUGGGCUGGAAAAUCAGACUCUUCCUGCAAUGAACCACAUCACAUCCAAUUAACCAAUCCGCUUUCUCCUCUCAACAAUAACCCUCUACACACAGCCAAUCAGCUCCCUUGGUGUAGUUUAGCUGCACAGCACAGGUCAUGUUUAUGUUGGAAACCUCGUACCUCGUACAGGACUGGUGCUACACUGCAGCCCUCCUGUGGUCCGAACCUCUUUGUCCCCAGCAUGUUGUGGAGGUCACACUACUUUAAGGAGUUCACUACUACAAGGAGUUUACCUUCAUGUUCUCUCAUCUUCAUCAUUAACAGUGCUCCUAAGCUCACCUCCAAGAUUUGCAUCAAUAACAUCCUGAUCGAGGUGAUUCCAGGUUUCCUGCAGCUGAAGCUCAUCACCAACCAAUCAUGUCUAUCUAUGUCAUUAUGCUCUAACAACAGUUGCCAUGGUAACCCAACAUAUUUUAGAUCAGGGGUGGGCAGCACAAGUCCUCGAGGGCCACUGACCUGCUUUUUAUCCCUUUUCCCUGCCCCGUUUGCUGCUGAUUACCUGGAUCACGUGUUUCCAGCCAAUCAGAGGCUGCAAUACCACAAUUGUUUGUAAAAGAACUGGGAGGUGUGGAGCUGCCCACUCCUGGAUGGACCAUAAGCAUCCAUUUCUUCCACAAAGGUCAGCUGAGGGUUGAAGAUUUGAUGUUCUUCAGAGGAACAGCCAAAAACAAAAAACGUGUUUGACCUUUGAGCUGCAGAUCUCCAGGCUUUCAGGAACCUGAACCUGCUCAUUCUGUAGAUGUUCAUGUUCACAAUCAGACAGACCUUCACAGAGCUCAAAGAACUGAUGAUCAGUGGAAGAGAGUCUGGAUGUUUGGAGGAGAGAUAUUCACUUACAGAACUUUUGGUUGGUUAAAUGAUCUGAACAUUGCUUUUGGGAGAAUCCAAAGCUGCAAAACCUGUCCCGAGCUUUGAUUGGAGCCUCUGAAAGGGUUCAUACGAAACAUUCAUCUUCUAGAACAGCCGUUUGAUGUCUCUGGGUGAUGCAGGAACAUCUACAGUGAUCCUGAGAUCAUACAGUCUAAAGGUGGAUAGGUGAUCCGUGACAUCACCCAGACAUCCCUGCGUGACAGAACUCGUCUCUUCCAUCAGAAGCUCCAGAAGCUUCCACCUCUCUCUUGCUUGCGAUCUUCCAUGAACAGUUUAUACUUUAGCUGACCCCUCCCACCCCACCAAGGUGUCAUGACAACAAAGCCAGCUAACGAACUGAAAUGUUUUUUUCUUUAUAACUGAGGGGGAUGAGAAAAUGGCUCCCAAAUCCACUGCUGGCUGUCUGGACAGCUCCAGAACCAACAGACUCCCUUCCUGUUUCAAAUCAGCGACACAAAGAAAAUCCCUGCAACAUAUCUCCUUGUCACCUGUGACUGGCAUCAUCAUGGAAAUGGACAAAAUUUCAGAGGGACCAAAGUUGACCAAGAAAACGGCUUGUGCAAAAGCACAUGUUAGAUAUCUGCAGGUCAGCAGGACCUUAAACAAACACACAAGAAGAAAUGCGGACUAAAAUCCAUCACAAGAGCUCCAUCAUUCAAGCACAACUGAGUACAGGGGUGUAACACUGAGCUUUAGGAGUCAAAUAUGAUCUACAUAAAGGUUUUGGGUAGGGGGAAACCCAAACAAUCUGUGGCAUGAUACGAAGGAAUCCAUGGUUCUUCUGACAACAUACUCUGCAGGUCUGUUUGUGUCAAGAGGACGACUCUGGUGAAACUCUUGCUGUCAGUUGGGUCCAAUGCUUCUGUAUCGAGGAGACACCUGCAGUUCUGGAAUCCUGAGCUCUGCGGUCCCCCAUCAACAGAGACGGGCAAACUUAUCUAUUAUUUUCUUCCUUAGCAGGGUAGCUCCUUCAUGUCAGCAUGCCUGUGUGUGAGCGGGAUGGGGGGUGUUGCUUUUCAGGAGUUUUAAAUGAACGUUAGCGGCGCGUCUCCAAGCGGCGUGGAUUCGGGUGGGCGUGGUUGGUCUUCAACAGCUAGGCUCUCCUUUGGGUUUUCCUGGAGAGUCCGUUCUUCCUCUUCAGCGCCGUCUUUUGUAUAUACCGUAGGAUUUGCUGCAUGCUGACUUUGUGUGUUGUGUUUGGGUUUGCGCUCACCAUAUUUCGGGCCUUCGCUAUGAUUCUUCAGUUUUUGUUAGCAAUCCCUCUUGGGGACAUUGGGGUGUGUUUAGCCACCAGCUAACAAAAUAUGGGCUCCACCCCUUUGACCAGCUGUGUUUGUCUCAGAACCUUUAACAGGCUUUUUACUGUCUGCAGAAACUUUGUACUCUGAUAAAGAUAUUAGUCUCUA
Oryzias latipes (Japanese medaka) is the source of this 4089-nucleotide messenger RNA. It is a transcript of the gene camk2a, whose product is annotated as calcium/calmodulin-dependent protein kinase II alpha. Gene Ontology annotation, biological process: protein phosphorylation. The record is from RefSeq and is a predicted model, not a curated record. NCBI's taxonomy places the organism in Eukaryota, Metazoa, Chordata, Actinopteri, Beloniformes, Adrianichthyidae. Gene Ontology annotation, molecular function: calmodulin binding; ATP binding; calcium/calmodulin-dependent protein kinase activity.